Messenger RNA from Gossypium arboreum, 1790 nucleotides. RefSeq names its product F-box/kelch-repeat protein At1g67480. The record is from RefSeq and is a predicted model, not a curated record. Bases 462 to 1610 code for a protein of 382 amino acids. Gene Ontology annotation, molecular function: protein binding. Lineage: Eukaryota; Viridiplantae; Streptophyta; Magnoliopsida; Malvales; Malvaceae. The transcript has 4 exons.
UUUGCCUCAAAACACUCUCAUCCCCUUUUACGCCUUUCUUUUCAACACCAACCCUUUUUCAUUCUCCUCUUUUCCAGGAUCUUCAAAGGUGAUUACUGGUUUCAUCAUAAUGGAAGUUAUUGGGGGCUAAAACUUCUGAAUUUUAUGGCCUUAAAAGUUAUUUGGGCAAUGUGUGGGCAACGGAACGGAUACAGAGGUGUGGGAAAAGCUUUGCAGAGUUCAACAGGAAAGAGGGCUUUUGGCAUGGAAUAUGAAUCAGAUUGGACUAAGAAUAGAGUUUCAUCGGCAUUUACAGCUCAAGUCAUCCGUUCUGCUACAUCACUUAUGCCUUGGAGUUGUAAAAUCCCUAUAGGUGAUGGAUUUCAUGAGUUUCUUUAAUUAGUUGACUAGCAUUUAUAAAUAUUGACGCAUUCUUUUGGGAAAAUAUAUUUGUACCGCAUACGAGAACCAUCUAGAAAAAAAUGCCUGGUUUUGUGAGAGAAAAGAAGAGAAUCACAGAACCCAAUAUGUGUCUCAGCUCCCCGCUUAUGCCAGAUCAUUCAAAAGGCAAUCACCGUUCACCCUCUCAGGCUACUGAUGAAAUAGAAAGCCCGUUGCUUCCAGGGCUACCGGAUGAUGUGGCCAAGUAUUGCCUUGCUCUAGUUCCUCGUUCUAGCUUCCCUUCCAUGGGUGGUGUAUGUAAGAGGUGGAGAUCAUUCAUUCAAAGCAAAGAAUUCUUAAUGGAACGAAAGAUAGCUGGAAUGCUUGAAGAGUGGCUUUAUGUUCUAACUAUGGAUUCUGAAGGAAAGGAAAGCCACUGGGAGGUUUUGGAUUGUUUGGGCCAGAAACAUAGGCUUCUUCCACCAAUGCCUGGUCCAGAAAAAGUUGGAUUUGGGACAACUGUCCUCAAUGGAAAGCUUCUUGUACUUGCUGGCUAUUCAGUCAUCAACGGAACUGCUUCUGCCUCUGCAGACGUUUAUCAAUAUGAUUCUUGCCUCAACUGCUGGAGCAAACUAGCAAACUUAAAUGUUGCUCGCUAUGAUUUUGCUUGUGCGGAGGUAAAUGGUGUGGUUUACGUCGUUGGAGGCUAUGGGGUUGAAGGCGAGAGCCUCUCCACUGCAGAGGUGUAUGACCCUGACACAGAUAAGUGGACACUCAUUGAAAGUCUACGUCGACCUCGCUGGGGUUGUUUUGCCUGUGGAUUGAACGGAAAGCUUUAUGUCUUAGGUGGUAGGUCAAGCUUCACUAUUGGAAACUCGAGGUUUGUUGAUGUGUACAACCCUGAGAAGCAGACUUGGUGUGAGAUGAAAAAUGGGUGUGUGAUGGUCACUGCCCAUGCUGUGCUGGAGAAGCAGCUUUUCUGCAUGGAGUGGAAGAACCAGCGGAAGCUGGCAAUAUUCAACCCAGACGACAAUAGCUGGAAGAUGGUUUCGGUGCCAUUGACAGGGAGCACAAGUAUAGGGUUCCGUUUUGGGAUAUUGGAUGGAAAACUGCUACUAUUCUCAGUGGAAGGGGACCCUGGUUACCACACACUUUUGUAUGAUCCAAAUGCAGCCCCGGGUUCAGAAUGGCAAACUUCUGAAAUAAAGCCUUCUGGUCUGUGCCUAUGCAGUGUGACUAUUAAAGCUUGAAAGAAGCAUGCCCUGAUAAUUUAAGGAUCUUCAGUGACCAAUGACCUAUGUAUUCUCAUUUAAGUUAAAUUUGAUUGUGUUAAGCUGAUUUGGACUGGGAACAUGUCAGAACCCAAAACCUAUGUUGUUGAGGUUGAACUUGUUAAUUGGAUUUCUGUUUUAUCAUUUCUUUUUUCAAAA